GACGCUGGUAAGCAACCAUUGCGAUUUUGUGUAACCCGUACGGUUUGCCUUUUAUAAGCGAUUUCAUUUAAAUUAUAGCAUCCCAAGGUAACAAAACGAUCAUGCCGGGCGUCAGAAGGAUGAUCUUGGGCCACGUGUUGAGUGACACGUGCGCCAAAAUGAAUCGGAUGAAAAAGAUCCGAGGAAACGUCAUGGAAACUCCUUUAAAACGAUGCUUGUCCACCUUCGAAAUCACCUUGCUGGGAAUCGGUCAUAUGGUCGGAGCAGGGAUCUACGUCCUGACUGGAAUCGUUGCUCGAUAUAUCGCUGGUCCAGGAAUUGUCCUAAGUUUUCUUCUGGCGGGGUUCGCAUCACUGAUGGCAGCUCUAUGCUACGCAGAGUUUGGUGCAAGGGUCCCAAAAGCGGGCAGUGCAUACGUCUACACAUACGUUUCCAUCGGCGAGUUUUGGGCCUUCAUAAUCGGAUGGAACGUGAUGUUGGAGCACAUGAUCGGCGCAGCCUCCGUUGCCAGGGCCUGGAGUGCGUACGUUGAUUCUCUGACGGGCGGAUUAUUGAGCAAUUAUUCAUCCCACCUGGUAUGUGGCUACAGAAACACAGACGAUCCUCCCUGCUACGAUUUUCUAGCCGCCGCCGUGUGUCUUCUUUACACAAUUCCAAUUGCCGCUGGUGUAAAAGCGUCAGCGAUGGUGAACGCAGUUCUGACCUUAGUGAAUCUGGUAGUGAUAAUAAUGAUCGGCGGUAUGGGAUUCUAUUACGCAGAUAUCGAUAAUUGGGUCAAUGACGUAGACGGCUUUCUUCCAUUUGGAUUUAACGGUGUUUUGGCAGGUGCGGCCACCUGCUUUUACGCAUUCGUUGGUUUCGACUCAAUCGCAACCGCUGGAGAGGAGGCUCGAGAACCAGCCAGAAGUAUCCCAAUUGCCACAAUCAUUGCCAUGGUAGUAGUGACCACAGCUUACGUCGUUAUAGGUGGAACCCUAACUGCGGUUGUACCAUUCCGGGAAAUAAAUCCAACCACGGCACUACUGGACGCUUUUUCCGGGGUUCUGCCUUGGGCGAAAUAUGUUAUCAGCAUUGGUGCCUUGUGCGGCAUGACCACGACACUCUUUGGAUCACUUUUCUCCCUGCCACGGACUAUGUACUCAAUGGCAAGCGAUGGACUCUUGUUUGGCUUUUUCGCCAAGAUAUUUCCGUUCACGAGAGUACCGAUCUUCAGUCUGAUAUUCACCGGAUUGUGUUGUUCGUCAAUCGCGUUCUACUUCGACCUCGAACACCUCGUAGAGUUCAUGUCAAUUGGAACCUUUUUGGCCUACACGAUCGUCUCAGCGAGUGUGAUUGUGUUGAGGUAUCGUCCCGAGGUAACAUCGACUUCUGCUACCGAAGCCAUUACUCCCAGCACUCCAGGUUCUUCUAUGACCGAGGGUCCAGACUCACACUCGGGAAGUGACUGCAAUAGCAUCCAUUCAUCGAAUGCUGAGCUUUUAGACUUGAGUGAAGGAACUGGAAGGCUCAAGCCCCGAUAUUCUUGGUUGGCAUGGGUGUUGGGUCGUUUUGAACCAGGAAAAUGUGUCACAAUAGCUACACUUUUGUUCGCCCUUCUCUGUGUUCCGAUGUGUGCAGCGCUACACAUCUCGUUCAAACCGUCCACUCAGUUACGACUUGGCGAUUAUUUCGCCUUCGUUUUCCUUGGGUUACUGCUGAUCAUCUGUCUUUUCGUGAUUGGAUGCCAUCAACAAACUCCGGGACUCAAUGCAAGGUUUCGUGUGCCACUGGUUCCAUUCGUUCCAGCAUUGAGCAUUUUCUGCAACAUUGGGUUAAUGUUUCACUUGUCAUCUUUGACUUGGAUUCGCUUCUUUGUAUGGAUGAUACUAGGUAUGCUUGUUUACUUCCUGUAUGGAAUUCAUCAUAGUAAAGAAGCUACGUCGCCGAAUUCUCGGUCAAAUUUAAUGGCCACCCCGGAGGCUGGUCGGGGUGCAAAAUGGGGUGCAACUCUGGGUCAAUCAAGUGACAAAGUACCAAUACUUUCCUACGACGAAGCAUCAAAAUAGAUAUUUAUAAAAUUGUUAUAAAAUGUUUGUAUAUUCAUAUAUCUACUGAUUAGCUCAGAGGCACCUGAAACACGAUUCACGGUGGAUGACCAGUAAAUGGGUAGUAAAAUUUCUAAGUUACUAAAAUUGGGUCCUUCGGGGUAGUCCGACCUCCAGAUGAAAGGAUGUUUCAAAUUUCAAGAGAAGGACACUGGUA
Diprion similis is the source of this 2241-nucleotide messenger RNA. Its product is annotated as cationic amino acid transporter 4. The record is from RefSeq and is a predicted model, not a curated record. Gene Ontology annotation, cellular component: plasma membrane. Gene Ontology annotation, molecular function: amino acid transmembrane transporter activity. Lineage: Eukaryota; Metazoa; Arthropoda; Insecta; Hymenoptera; Diprionidae. The transcript has 9 exons. Gene Ontology annotation, biological process: transmembrane transport; amino acid transport. The coding region runs from base 102 to 2045 and encodes 647 amino acids.